Sceloporus undulatus (fence lizard) is the source of this 3880-nucleotide messenger RNA. It is a transcript of the gene LPAR3, whose product is annotated as lysophosphatidic acid receptor 3. NCBI's taxonomy places the organism in Eukaryota, Metazoa, Chordata, Lepidosauria, Squamata, Phrynosomatidae. The record is from RefSeq and is a predicted model, not a curated record. The coding region runs from base 165 to 1232 and encodes 355 amino acids. Gene Ontology annotation, cellular component: membrane. The transcript has 3 exons. Gene Ontology annotation, molecular function: lysophosphatidic acid receptor activity. Gene Ontology annotation, biological process: G protein-coupled receptor signaling pathway.
UCCUCCUGGAGGGAGGCGAGGAGGGCUGGCCUUGCAAGGGUUCCCUGCGCCCUAGUCCCCUCCUUCUGGGCAGCCCUGGGUCUGGAGAAGCGGCCAGUGGAGUAGGCAUGAGUUGGUAGCCCAGGGAGAGGCGGGCUGCCCUGGAUGCAAUUCCCUACUUCAGGAUGAAUGAAUGCCACUAUGAUAAACGCAUGGACUUCUUUUAUAAUAGAAGUAAUGCAGCCACAGCAGAUGAAUGGUCAGGGACAUCUCUUGUCAUUGUUUUAUGCUUCGGGACAUUUUUUUGCCUCUUUAUUUUCCUUUCAAAUUCACUGGUCAUUGCGGCUGUGGUCAAAAACAAGAAAUUUCACUUCCCCUUCUACUAUUUGUUAGCCAAUCUAGCAGCUGCGGACUUUUUUGCUGGCAUUGCCUACGUGUUCUUGAUGUUCAACACUGGCCCAGUCUCUAAAACAUUAACUGUCAAUAGGUGGUUUUUGCGCCAGGGACUUCUGGACACCAGCCUGACAGCUUCUCUGGCCAAUUUGUUAGUCAUUGCUGUUGAGCGACACAUGUCUGUUGUGCGGAUGAGGGUUCACAGUAACCUCACAAAGAAGAGGGUCACUUUUUUUAUUCUGUUGAUCUGGGCCAUAGCUAUUUUCAUGGGUGCGGUGCCCACAUUGGGAUGGAACUGUCUUUGUGACAUUUCAUCCUGCUCUUCCUUGGCUCCUAUUUAUAGUAGGAGUUACUUGAUAUUUUGGACAGUCUCCAACCUGGGAGUUUUCUUCAUCAUGGUGGUGGUGUACAUAAGAAUCUACAUGUAUGUCCAGAGGAAAACCAACGUUUUGUCUCCACACACUAGUGGAUCCAUCAGCCGCAGGAGAACUCCAAUGAGGCUUAUGAAGACAGUCAUGGCGGUGUUAGGUGCCUUCGUUGUGUGUUGGACCCCCGGUCUUGUUGUUCUGCUUCUCGAUGGCUUGAAUUGCACUCGUUGUGAGGUUCAGAAUGUGAAAAGGUGGUUUCUUCUCCUGGCUCUGCUGAAUUCUGUCAUGAAUCCAAUCAUCUACUCUUUCAAAGACGAUGAGAUGUCAAGUACUAUGAGGCACAUGAUCUGCUGUUCUUUCAGGGACAGAAACCAGGAGCGCCGGUCUUCCAGGAUUCCCUCCACAGUUCUCAACAGGAGCACAGAUUCUUCCAGCCAAUACUUUGAAAAUGGCAUUGGCCAAGGGACUAUCAGUAGUAAAGAAAAUGCCUGAGUAACUUUGUUUCUCUUGAAGUUGUGAACUUCAGGAGGGAGUCAUGUGCAAUGACAGCAACUAGCUGGGACCUGCUUACCCUAAAUUUCAGUGUUGAAACACUAGAAGACUAUAUUGUAUGCGCCAAACCCCAAAUCACAGGGCUACUUGACAUCUUUGUAAAUAAUUACUAAAGGCAGAAAAAAUGCACUUGAAGGAAUGAAAAAGAAUGGGAAGAGUGUUUCUUUAAAGUGUAGAAAAAGCACAACCUACAUUGUGAAGUGCUCCUUCCUCAGAGGUGUAGUUAUCACAAAGGUGGUUCACCUGUGUCUGGACUGUACCAUUACAGACUCUUCUCUUCUUGUGACUGAAUGCUUCUUCAUUCAGGUGAGGGGGGAUAGCACAUAGCUAACUAGGGUGACAGGGAGAAGUGUUAUGUACAGUUGGCCCUCUGUAUCCACAGAUUCUUUAUCCAUGGAUUCAACCACUCAUGGCUUGAAAAUAUUCGAAAAAUAUAUAAAGAAACCUUGGUUUUUCCAUUAUAUAUAAUUGACACCAUUUCACUAUGCCAUUGUAUUUAAUGGGACUUGAACAUUAAACGUCUUUUGGUAUCUACAGGGGGUUAUGGAACCAACUCCCAGUGGUUUUCUCCAUAUAGUGCUGUGGAUCAUUUCAUCAUGGGAGCUAUCCCAUGUUUGCAGUGCAAAACGACAUAGUCCAGCAGGACAAGCCUUUGACAAAGGGAGGAAACCACUUCAUGAGAUGAACAUGACCAGUAGGUGGAUGGAUAAUUGUGGCAGCAGUCUAUUGUUCCUGAACCUCCCAGACAUUGUCUCUUGGAGGACAUCCCUCACCCCUAAACUGGUCUCCUACCUUCAGGUGUAGUGAAGAUUCUUACCCCAUUGCCCUGUUGGCAGUCAAGUCAGUUUCUUUACAUUGAAUGGGGUGGGGGCUCCAUAUUGUCCUUCAUAACGGGCAGCAACCUCAGUGAGAACCAACCCAGAGUUGAUCUCUGGUUCCAUGCAUGUUUCCUUCAAAGUCCGUCCCAUAUUGCCAAAGUGAUAUGAUUUCCAAUUGAAUGGUAUGAAUUGUUGCUUAAUGUCCCAUUUGAAUUUGGUGGGACUUUUUUCUGGAUGUAAACAUUUAUAGGAUCAGGCUGUUCAGUUCUCUGCGGUGUACAAUGUGCAUGCUUCUACAAUUAAACAUUUUGAUAAGUAUUUUUCAGGACAUAAGUAUGUCUUGUUUCUUCGCAUCCACUUUUUCCAGUGACAGUGUAAUGGUUUCUAAGCAUGCCAUCUUUUCUUCUAAAGAGAAGGAGGAACAUAAUAAGUAUCUAAAGUAAAUUAAGAGCAUGUGGUAUGCUCCCUUUCUGCCAAAUCACUCCAUGCAUCUGAAACUUUUGUGGCUUGUUAAUAUUCACAGACUUUUGCUCUUCCAAAUCAUCUGUAACCACUUGAAUUGAAGGGCUGACUCUGCAGGUUUGUAGUGGAAUAUUUUCAAACCUCUAGUCUUAUCUAACAACUGUUAAAAGACCAUACCUUUGCAGUUAGUAGAGGACCAUUGGAAGUUGGGUUAGCAAUGUUGAACUUCUGAAAAAGUUGGGCUUUGAAAAAGUGUGAGUUUUAGAAAAGUAUGUGGUUAAUAAUAACACUUUAAAAAAAACUAGGUAAGGAUAUCUGUGCACUUGUGGUUUACGGAGCAGGGAUUUCUGAAAAGAUCUCGCCAAAGGCAUGAAAUUGUACAUAAUUGUAUACUUAUCUAUAUGUUCAUUUGCUUUGAAAUCCUAAUUCAUACAUAUAGAUUAAUUUUCACAUUGCGUUUUAAAGUGGUUUUAUUUCCUGUGGACUGUGUGACAUCAGGGGUAUAUUUACUGUGAUGGUCCAAUGCUUUAAAUAAAUGGUUUUUGUCUAAAUGUUGGGAUUAUAUUCAGACAGUGGAACUCUUCUGGAAGGAACAAUGAGGGACUAAGGGCAUCAGAUGCCAAUUGUGUUACUUGAAAUCAUUUUUUUUUAAAAAAAAUUAAUAACAGGUACCAGAGUGAUUAUUUUGUGGAGCUUGUGAAAGUAUGUUUUAACCUUUGGUUGCUCACUGUAUUUGAAUUAAAAAUCCCUAUCUUUAACAUGCUGCAGUUGAGCCCUUAAAAAAAAUGUGCCCUCAGCAUCAGUGGUGCCUGUAAUUAAAGAGAGAGAGCAUGGCAUGGUUUUAAGUGACUCACUGUGCAGCAUGUUAUAGUUAGGCCCUGAGAUUUUGGCCUCAAAUAUUUCUAGAAAAUAAGACAGCAAUUUGCUGCCUCUGCAGGAGAAGAAAAGUACCAUUUUUUUAAAGUGUGUGUUUGUUUAUUCAAGUGCAUGAAUGUUUUACCAGUAGAUUAUGCAUUGUCUAGGUUUAGAAAAUGACAGGGUCAAACCAGGCAUUGAGUGAAUAUGUAUUCCCUACAUUUUUUCCCACACACAAUGGGAUUUCCUCAGAGAUGUAUGCCUUAACAGUCAGGCUUGUAAAUUAUGUCCCAGUGACUGAAGGCUAAACAAACAUGCUAAGUGCAAAAUUGAUAGAUUAGGUCAGUCAUAUCCCAUCAUGUAAAGAUGUCUUUCAUUACUUACAGGAAAACUCUUCAACAAUCCUGCAAAACCUAUUGUCUAGUAUAACUUUGGCUGGUUACAAACCGCCAC